AUGCCCAGAGGCAUUCCUCGCAGCGGUGGGCAGCCUCGUACAAAGAAGCGCAAGCGUGACGACCAGAACCCGCAGAAUCCACAGAAUCCACAGCCAACAGACGAUGCAAACAACACUCAAAAUACGCCCUGGCCGCAUGUCCCGCCGGUCUUUGAUCCCGCACCGACCCCAGACUCGCACAUACAUGUGAUAAACCCAUAUGCAUGGCCGGCCUCAUAUACUGCCGCCGCUCCAUAUGCCGGCCCUCAGCAAUAUGCAGUAGCUGAACUGCCUUCUCCGCCUCCUACAAACGAAACAAGUCCAACAUCCGCAAGCGAGCACUCUCAAGGCAGAGUAGACGCCAGAUCAACUGCUACUGUCGAGGAAACGGCGGUAGCCAUUCAUGCCGCUCCUGAGGACUUUCCGGGGCAGCCUUUGGGUGGGCAAACUGGCCAUGUCGCCCAGCAGAUCCAGGCACAACAGCCACACCAACCACACCAACCGCAGCAGCCCAGUGCAUGUCGGAUACCUUUACAACAUGUCAUGCUCCAUGCUGCCGGGGUAGUGAGGGAGCGAGCUUCGGGAAACGAGCCCAUGACCCCUGAAGAGAAGGCGCGAUACAGCACGCUAUACGGGGCCUGUGUGAAUGCAGACUUGUUUUUUCUUAUGCUUCAUCGGUACUACAGUUGCUGGUUGAUAGACAAUUCGACCGUACAUGGCCAUUUCCGCCUUUCUACCCGCGACAUUGAUAGGGCCUUUGCCCAGAUGAGAGUGAUGUUUAAAGACGAAGAGCGGAUUUCGCCUCCUCAUCGGCAGUGGUUUUCAGGAUUCCCCGAGUUGGACGGGAACGCUUACUGUGCCCCUCAGGUGCAGAUCCAGAUCCAAGACUUUGUCCUUGCGUUUUCUGUCAAGUGGCCAGAGAUGAUCAAGGCCGCUCAGAUCCGAAUGAUGCCUCUGAUGGAAUGCCAAAUCCGCGAGCAGCUUAAAUGCCCGUCGUUGACCUUGGCCAACAAGCUGUUCGUCCACAGCCGCAGAAUCAUUGGAGUGCCAGAUAACCAAUUCACAAACGAGGCCACCCUUCUUUUCAACAUGGACCAGAAGCUAGAACGCCUGUAUGCAGAGCUGAAUGAGCCGGCUGCGGACGUGGCCAAGGCUCGCCAAUCGAUGGUACUGAGCUACCAACAGACUAUUGGACGUAUUCAACAGCAGAUGCAUGCUGUCAUGCAAGCACUACUGGCAUACCACCACCACCCCCACAGCAGCAGCAGCAGCAGCAGCAGCAUUCUUUCGUUCCAUCACAGGGUUCCCCAUUCCUACCUCAGCUUCGGCCUCCGCCUCAGCCUCAGCCUCAGCCUCAGCCUCAACCCCAACCUCAGUUCCAAGUUCAAGCACGUGGCCAAGCUCAACCUACGCUUCAAACGCAUCCUCGAGCUCAAGCGCUACACACUCAAGCGCCCAAUUCUCAGACAAACUUUCCAGUCACUUCGCAGCAAAACUUUCAACAGGUCCCUCAGCACCUUGCCCAUCAGCAAGCCCAUCUCCAGCAGCAAGCUCCUCAUCAGCAAACUCCUCAUCAGCAAGCUCUUCCUCAUCAACAAACUCUUCAUAAUCAGCAAGCCCUUCAUCAUCAGCAAGCCCUUCAUCAUCAGCAAGCCCUUCAUCAUCAGCAAGCCCUUCAUCAUCAGCAAGCCCUUCAUCAUCAGCAAGCCCUUCCUCAUCAGCAAGCCCUUCAUCAUCAGCAGGUCCAUCAUCAUCAGCAAGUCUCUCCUCAUCAGCAAAUCCCUCCUCAACAGCAAGUCUCUCCUCAACAGCAAGUCUCUCCUCAACAGCAAAUCCCUCAGCAAAUCUAUGCGCUUCAAUCUACUCCUGAAUCAGCUUCAGUACCCAGCGUUAGGUCCAAAGUCACCGACACAGCCUGCUCAGGGGGAUCAGACUCUGCUUCCUCCGGCAGAUCUGCCUCUUUGUGCUGAGCCACAGCCAGCGAUGCCGCAGCAACAGCCGGGGCCAUGGCGAAUGCAGCCGGAUGAUGCUCGAAAUCCAUCACCGCAUCUCCAGCGUUCUGCAAACCCGACUUUACUCCGAUCGCAAACAACUCCGCAGACUCCCCCAUUCCAAAUGGAAAGAAAUCAACAGCAGGAAAAUAUGCACCCCCUAGUAUCGCAGCCCAACGAUUUGACCCCUCCAUCUCCGCAGCCAUGUCGGCAGAAUCUGCAGCCAGCGCAAGCUCUGCAAGCUCCUUCUCCCGCUUUUCAGACGCCUCAAAGCUCCAAUGAUUCUCGAGACGUUCAGAUGUCAUCAGGUCCUCAGGUAGAUCGGAGAUCCCAACCUAAUACGAUCCCCCAGACGCCUCAAGAACCUCGGGCUGCCAUUGUCCACUUGACGGCUCAGAGACCUCAGGCUGUCCUGGCUUCCCAGGCUCUCGGUAUACAUCAGUCUCCGGUGCAAAUAUUGCCAGCAUCCCAAUCUCAGCAGAUACAGUCGCAACAGCAGCCCAUCCUUCAAAACUCAGCGCCCCAGGCGUCUCGUACUCCUACACCCAAUCCAUUUCGCCGACACUUUACGGUUCACCGAACUCCUCCCACGGAAUAUCCCACUAGUCCGCAUAAUUGGACAUCCAUGCAAACGGGCCUCCAUUUGACUCAUUUGCGUAGCCCUCGAAGGGUUUCCUCCAGCCCCGGCCCAAGCCCAGGGAAGAACCGUUACUACCAAUUCCUCUCCAGAUUCCUGGUGGAACCAACAGAGGUGAAGAUACAUAUGGGAAUCAGUGAAUUGGAGUUCUUUAUCGACCAACAAGACCUGAGUAGACGCCCUAUUACCAGCCAGCCAUCUGAGUUGCCUGCGGGUGAGUUACCGAUGGAUAUGCCUGUGAGCCGACACUUCAACCAUUCUCAACGAUACCGUCUCCGCAUGUGCGGACGCGGUAAGCUGAGCAAUGAUGGAGAAACAGCUUUUGACACUGCAAAAUGGGCUAUAAGCCGUACCCACUGGCCGUCACACAUUACUAUAUCGUUCAAUGGCGAAAUCAUCUCUCCUCUUUUCAGGCAGCAUUUUCAUAAGGAUCUGCCCAUAGAGCUUACCGAUUCUUUGGUUAAAGGGGUGAAUACAAUAAAAGUGCAUGUGCCGAGUUUCCCUCAGAAUAUUAAAGAAAAUGUUGCCUAUUUUAUGGCUGUAGAGCUCAUUGUCACUCUAGAUCAUGACUCUACCCGCGCUUUGGUGACUUCUGCGCCUCAUAUCAGCGUCGAUCAGACAAAGGCCGAGAUUAAGAGGCGACUGCAGCUGGAUAUAGAUGAAAUCAUUAUACAGAGCGACACGUUGACGGUUUCAGUUGCAGACUCUUUUAGUUCCAAACUAUUUGAUGUUCCGGUUCGAGGCCGCAAUUGUCGGCAUCUUGAGUGUAUCGACUUGGAAAACUGGCUGAAUUCACGCCCAUGCAAACCUUCAUCGGAGGCGGGCGAGCCAACAAUGGUCGAUACUUGGGGCUGCCCUAUAUGUGGCCAAGAUGCUCGGCCUAGCAACCUCCAAGUAGACGACUAUUUCGUUCACAUAAGGGACAGGCUUUUAGAGGAGCGUAUGAGCAAAGUCAAGAAGAUUCAAAUAAAUGUUGAUGGCACCUGGAAAGCCGUGGAAGUGGCAGAUGAACACACGACGUCAGAUAAGGACGGCGUCAAGUGA
This is a messenger RNA of Trichoderma atroviride IMI 206040, 3651 nucleotides long. The record is from RefSeq and is a predicted model, not a curated record. Lineage: Eukaryota; Fungi; Ascomycota; Sordariomycetes; Hypocreales; Hypocreaceae.